Messenger RNA from Callithrix jacchus (white-tufted-ear marmoset), 2928 nucleotides. The record is from RefSeq and is a predicted model, not a curated record. NCBI's taxonomy places the organism in Eukaryota, Metazoa, Chordata, Mammalia, Primates, Cebidae.
UUAAUUUAAAGCAGGGUCUGCGUAUCACCUGAAGUCAUCUCUCCUUGGGGCAUUCCACAUGUCCAGAACUGCCAUUUGGUAGUGGGGCAGCCCUAAGGCUGUGGGGAGCAUGGAAACUUAUAUGCAAAGGAGGACCUGGAGAAACGCGCCACCGACAUCCUUUCAGGCGAGCAGAAUGGACGGGAAAGAGAGGCCGCCCCGUGUUCCGGUGUUGCUGUGCACCUAGGAGCGGCUCCGAGGUACCUAGGUGUGGACAGGGACAGGCAUGGUGGGGGACGAGGAGAAACGAAAGCCACAUGGGUGGCGGGAGCUCUGCACACAACUCGCUCGCAACCGCUCCCUCCCCGCUGUGCACUCAGCGGAUCCCGGGACCGGAGCAGGAGGCUGGGGCUGCACAGGGACUCCGGGACAGACAGUGCUGAAAGCGGCGGGGCGACGGGUGGGGUGGAGACGAUCGCGACGCCAAGGCCGGGUUCGCGGACGCGAGGAGAAGAGGGUGGGAGGCAACCUCGUGGAAACUGGGAAAGGCGGCCGGGACCUCAGGGACGCCGCGGGCCGUCGGGCGCACAGCCCCUAGCGCGCGAUCUGGCGCCAAAGGAGAGGUCCCGCGGUGCGCACGGAGCAGAGCUCCGGAGACUGUGCGCCCGGCCCUCUGCUGCGCACAGCGCAGCCCAGGAUCGCGGGCUGCCGGGACUCAGCCGGGCGGGUGCAAGCUCGGGUUUUGCUCUGUCGCCCAGGACGAAGUGCAGCGGCGCGAUCUCGGCUCAUUACAACUUCCACAUCCCGGGUUCGAGCAAUUCUCCUACCUCAUCCUCCCGGGUAGUUGGGACGACAGGUGCCUGCCACAACAUCCGGCUAAUUUUGUGUAUUUUUAGUAGAGUCGGACUUUCACCGUGUUAGCCACGAUGGUCUCAAUCACCGACCUCGUAAUCCGCCGGCUUUGGCCUCCCAAAGUGUCUUUUUCUUCCUUUUUUUUCUUUCUCUCUCUCAAUUCUUUUUUUUUUUUUUUGAGACGGAGCCUGGCCUUGUCGCUGAGGCUGGAAUCCAAUGACACAAUCUCGGCUCACUACAACCUCCACCUCCCAGGUUCAAGCAAUCCUCCUGCCUUAGACGGGUUUCACCCUGUUGGUCAGGGCCUCCUCCGUGCAGGGCCAGCGAUCUCCUGAGUAGCUGGACUGACAGACGCCUGCCACCACGCCCGGCUAAUUUUGUAUUUUUAGCAGAGACGGCAUUUCACCAUGUUGGUCAGGCUGGUCUCGAACUCCUGACCUCAUGAUGUGCUCUCCUUGGCCUUUCAAAGUGCUGGGAUUAGGGCAUGAGCCACCGCGCCCAGCCUGGAAGUCACAUUUUAACUUCUGAGAGGAAGGGGAUUCCUUUGCUUGGUUAGGUACUUUCUGCCUGAUCACACCCCUGAGACAAUUGCCCUCCUCCUUGGGCCUCUAAGUCAGAGUUAAGGAUACUGAGGCUCAAGGCUGUCCCGCUGCACAUCACCCAGUUGGUCAGGGGCCUGCUGGCUGGUCCCCAAUGCUCUGUCUAGACUCUGACCAAUCAGGGUGGAUGGGGGUUGGAGACAUUCAAUCUUCAGGGUUCAGGACAGAAGGUUCUGGCUAGGAAUCUCAGUGUUCCUGGGUUGCCUGUGGACUUGGGACUUUCCUGCCAAAGUAAAACAGGAGUGUUUUCUCUUCCCAGUGUGAAUAGAGAGGACAUGGGGCUUCUGUUCCUCUGUCCUGACUGGGAAAGGAACUCUGUGGGCUGGCCCUGCACAGAGGAGGCCCUGACCAUCACGGUGAAACCGUCUCUACUAAAAAUACAAAAACAGUAGCUGUGCAUAGUGGUGGGGGCCUGUAAUCCCAGCUAAUCAGGAGGCUGAAGCAGGAGAGUCACUUGAACCCGAGAGGCGGAGGCUGCAGUUAACUGAGAUCCUGCCAUUGCACUCCAGUCUGGGCCACAAGAGCGAGACUCCGUCUCAAAUAAAAAAAAGAGAGAGAGAAAGAGAAAGGCAUGGGGUAGGGGAGGGUGGGAAUGGUAUAGACUUAAUGUUAUUAUGCAAAAGUCAGAUGUACUGGAGAAAUAACUGGAUGUCUGUUUAAAAAUUUUUUAGAGACGUUGACUCCCUGUGUUGUCCAGGCAUGACAAACUCCUGGACUCAAGCGAUCCUCCCACCUCAGCCUCUGAAGUAGCUGGGACCACAGCUUCCCGCCACCUCCCCCUUCUUGCUUUCUAAUUUAAAGCAGGGUCUGCAUAUCACCUGAAGUCAUCGCUCUUUUGGGGACAUCCGCAUGUCCAGAACUGCCAUCUGGUAGUGAAGUGCCCUAAGGCUGUGGGGAGCAUGGAGAGUUUUUUGCGAAGGAGGACCUGGAUAAAUUUGCCCCCACAUUCUCUCAGGCAAGCAGAAUGGACAGGAGAGAGAGGCCGACCCGUGUUCCCAUGUUACUGUGGACCGAGGAGCUGGUCCGAGGGACCUAGAUGCCGGGACGGGAGCAGUAAGCUGCACACGGACUCUGGGACAGGCCCGGCAGAAAACGGUGGGGCGAGGUGUGGGGUGGAGACGACCUCUACGGUGGCUCCUGCACAUGCCCCAGCUCCUGCAAGUGCAGAGUGCAAAUGCACCUCCUGCAAGAAGAGUGAGUGUGGGGCCAUCUCCAGGAAUCUGAGGCUGUGGCUAAGGUUGGGAGGGAACCCUCGGCUGGCCCUGAGCUGCUGUUCCUGUUGCCCGGUGGGCUGUGCCAACUGUGCCCAGGGCUGCAUCUGUAAAGGGGCGUCUGAGAAGUGCAGCCGCCGUGCCUUAUGUGGGGACAGCUCUGCUCCCAGAUGUAAAUAGAUCAAUCUGCACAAACCUGGAUAUUUAAAACAAUAUAACCCUAAGCAGUUUGCUGCAUUUCUUUUUCUCUUAAAUAUGUGAGUGACAAUAAAACGACUUGAAUCUUA